UAAAGAGAGAGAAAGGAAGCAAGAGUAAAAGUGACUCUCACCCGAGCCAUGUUCUGAAGUCUUCUCUGCUUGUAUGCAACGGCCACACACAUCUUAGUCGCACUGCGCUCCUCCGCCUGAAACCGAUUGUUGCAGGACAAAGAUCCGGGUCGACCCGUCGUAGAUCCGAUCCAACAAACAUGAAUAUUUUCAGGUUAGCUGGGGACAUGACCCAUUUGGCCAGCGUCCUCGUCCUCCUCCUCAAGAUCCACACCAUCAAGUCCUGCGCCGGUGUCUCAUUGAAGACUCAAGAACUCUAUGCACUUGUUUUUGCUUGUCGCUACUUAGAUAUCUUUACUAAUUACGUAUCUCUCUAUAAUACUGUUAUGAAGUUGAUAUUCUUGGGAAGCUCAUUUUCUAUAGUGUGGUACAUGAGGUAUCACAAGGUUGUUCGUAGAUCAUAUGACAAAGAUCAAGAUACCUUUCGCCAUUACUUUCUUGUAUUGCCCUGCUUAGUAUUGGCCCUAUUAAUCAAUGAGAGAUUCACAUUUAAGGAGGUGAUGUGGACAUUUUCCCUUUAUUUGGAAGCUGUUGCUAUACUUCCUCAACUAGUACUUUUACAGAGAACUAGAAAUAUUGACAAUUUGACUGGACAAUAUGUCUUUCUUCUUGGUGCAUACAGAGGACUAUACAUUCUCAACUGGAUCUAUCGCUACUUUACUGAGCCCCACUUUGUCCAUUGGAUAACAUGGAUUUCUGGCCUUGUUCAAACACUGCUCUAUGCUGAUUUCUUCUAUUACUAUUUCCAAAGCUGGAAGAACAACCAAAAGCUUCAUUUGCCAGCGUGAGUGUAUUCUUCUGUUCUUGAAAAACAAGGGGGGCCUAUAUGGACAAUUAACAGUGAGAAUCCACAUAUUUGUCUGGACAGUGGUUUCUGAUUUACAAUUCCCUAUUUGUUCGUUCUUGCCACCUCAAAAUACUACUGUACUUAUUACUAGGAAGAUUAUAUAGACAAAAGGGCAUCAAAUUGUUGACUGUAAUUUGCAAUUUUAACUUGGAAAGGUAUUUAGAUCUAGAUUGUGGCACAUUGCAUAUUUUGAUA
This is a messenger RNA of Vigna unguiculata (cowpea), 1081 nucleotides long. RefSeq names its product endoplasmic reticulum retention defective 2B (gene ERD2B). Gene Ontology annotation, biological process: protein retention in ER lumen. Gene Ontology annotation, cellular component: membrane. Gene Ontology annotation, molecular function: ER lumen protein retrieval receptor activity. Lineage: Eukaryota; Viridiplantae; Streptophyta; Magnoliopsida; Fabales; Fabaceae. The record is from RefSeq and is a predicted model, not a curated record.